This is a messenger RNA of Penicillium concentricum, 993 nucleotides long. RefSeq names its product RNA polymerase III-inhibiting protein MAF1. Lineage: Eukaryota; Fungi; Ascomycota; Eurotiomycetes; Eurotiales; Aspergillaceae. The coding region runs from base 1 to 993 and encodes 330 amino acids. The record is from RefSeq and is a predicted model, not a curated record. Gene Ontology annotation, cellular component: nucleus. Gene Ontology annotation, molecular function: RNA polymerase III core binding. Gene Ontology annotation, biological process: negative regulation of transcription by RNA polymerase III. The transcript has 2 exons.
AUGAAGUUUCUUCCCCUUCCAGAUUUUGAGGACGUAACAAGUUCUCUCAAUUUUGAUACGACUGACUGUCACAUCGUCGGCGGUUGUGAUAUUUACACGACCAAGGCAGCACGCUCCGAUCGGAAACUCUACAAUCAUAUUGAGCAGUCGCUUGAGGCUCAAUAUGAAUCGGUUCUUCGAUUUUCGGCAUCCCUAUCGCCCCCAAAUGCACAUGAUGCUGCGGAGACCCUCAAUCUAUCGCGAUCUAGCCCGUUCGGACCCCUGAGCGAGCAUUCGAGCCGACGGACCUUUGCCUAUUUGAUCGCCACUCUGAAUGCAAGUCAUCCGGAUUAUGACUUCUCGCACGUUCUGCGUCCCACUGAUUUCCGACGCGAGCGGAAUCUGAAGCGCGUGAUGAACACAGUUGAUUCAACGCUGCUCAACCUGCGACCGCGCGAGAAUACCAACUUGUCUCCUGCAUCCCCUGCGACGCUUUCUGGAUCAUACACAGCAGGAUCAUCUUCUGCGUGGGGCCCGCGGGUAUGGAAAACGAUAGAUGAACACAUGUCGCUCAAGGAGUGUUCGAUUUACUCAUAUUCGCCAGAGGAGGACCCGUCCGAUGCCGACGAUGGGGCUAUCUGGAGUCUACAUUUCUUUUUCUUCAAUCCGAUUCGCAAGCGCGUCUGUUACAUCUUCUUGCGUGCGAUUCCCAUACUCAGCCACACCCCAGACGAGAUGGCAACUACGCCUACUGGGAAGCGGAACUACGACGACGGAUACCUCACGCCGGACCUCAGCUCCAGCAAGCGUGCUAAGUUCUGGUUCGGAGAACGCGCCAGAUCGACUCUUGUCGCUAGCGAUAGUGAUGAUGAGAUGGAUCGUCCUUCAAAGACAAUUCGGACUACCGCGGACGACUAUGACACUUAUGUGAUCAGUGACGACGACGAUUUGCCAAUCAGGCGCCGCGGAGUCCGGGCGAUGAGUGAGGAAAUUGCGGACUCGAUGGAAGUCUAA